Molecule: messenger RNA, 2818 nt
Organism: Paramuricea clavata
Lineage: Eukaryota; Metazoa; Cnidaria; Anthozoa; Malacalcyonacea; Plexauridae
Source: the annotation of a GenBank genome assembly
AUGGAGCCUGAUACUACGGCAGAAUUACAACAACAGUCACAGCCACCGCCUUACGAAGCAUCUCAACAAGGUUUGGUCUUAUAAAUAUUAACUAGAUUUGAUGAUAUCCGUGUUAUAUAUUAACACCAUUAUUCAUUAAUCUAUGUCAAUUAUACUUUAUAGUCAUACGUUUAAUAACUGCCAACUUCACCUAUUUUUCAAGUAUAUAAAACAGUUUAAAUGUAUACCAGGUGGGUUUUGAGAACUGUUCUGAGUCUGACACUCAGCUGGGCAUUUCAUUAUCAAUUCGCUACAAAUGUUAUAACGGUAAAUUAUAUACGUUUUCAAGCGGAUCAAAAUAAUUAAAAAAAUAUAUGAAGAACUCGCAAAAUGUUCAGGCUAGGCGGGCUAAAACGAGCUAAUAUAAAUGUAAUAAUUAGUAAAUGUUACUAAACAAGCUAACGAGUAAUACUAAUGACUCUGUUUGCACCCUUCUUUAAAUAUAUUAGUUUAAUCUAUUCUACGGCUACGUUUCCUGUUUUUAAUUGCUGUCGUUUAUUUAACCGCAGGGAACGUAAAAUUUUCUCGCACUCUUCCUUAAAUAAACUCAUUCUUAUAUUUCUUCUUCUUUAAAUAAAGGCCUGAUUCCACGACGGCGAAAUUCUUCGUGAGAAAUUGUGUCUGCGAAAUACGGAUGGCUGCACAUGAGCGAUUCCAUGGAAUUUUCCCACUUUUUCCGCUUUCGCACUGAGUGGAACUGGCUUCGUCUCACUGGUGCAGCGAAUUUUUUUCUCGCGAAGCCUAAUUUAUCUUUACCGCGCAUGCACCUAAUUCAUUUCGCGCAAAAUUUUUCGCAUUUCCCCGAAGCGCCCGUGGAAUCAGGCCUUGACAAAGUACUCUUUUUCUAUUGACAAUCCAUACCAAAGUGGCCAGACAGGGGGGGGGGGAGUGGAGGCAUGGCCGGCGCAGGUCUAACACCGCCCCUGGGAUGGAGAAGGCCAACAGACCUAACCAGGGUUCGUAGUCUCCAAGACCAAAAAAACUCAAAGACUUUCAAAGAUUUUUUCCGCCUAUUUUCAAAGACUUUUCAAAGCCCUUUGAGAGCAAUCAGCUGUCGAAAAAUUGCGAAAUCAAAUCACAUCCUAAAAAGCGCCCUUUCGUCGAUAUUUGCGAAAAACUUGCUUCAAUCAAUCUGUUUUAUUAGCUAGGAAAUCAUAUAAUCAUUUCCUCACUGAAGAAUUUAAAAACUUUUAAUUUCUUUCUUCGCUUUUUCACACAAUUCAAAGACUUUUCAAAGACCUUAAAGACCUGCAUUCAAAUUUAAAGACUUUCAAGGAUUUCAAAGACCGCUACGAACCCUGCUAACUGAUUAUACAUUAUAUAACAAAUCUCCAAAGUUGUUUGUCAGGUUACUAAACAUUUUCCUUGACUAUACCUUUCCCAAUUAUUUUGCAGUGGCGUAUCCAGGCUAUCCACCGGCAGCUCAACACAAUGUUACCACCAAUACGACUGUCGUUGCCCAACCCACAAUAGUCAUGGCAACAACACUUGGACCUGUGCCAGUGGGUAUGAUCUGUCCUCAUUGUCAGGCACAGAUUGUGACAAGUACAAGCUAUGAGCCAGGAACUCUGACUUGGCUGGCUUGUGUUGUGGACUUGCUCUUGUUGGGUAGGUACUUUGCCUUUGGUAGGUAGGCUUAGGGGCUGUUUAUAUGGUCCCGCUUACCCGGGAUUCAAUGAAGUGUGACGUAUUUUAAGCAAUUGAAAUAAGUCGCACUUCAUGAUCUAAUAAAAUUGCUUGUUACAAAUUGUAUGAAAUUCCAUGUGUUAGACAAAAAAACAAUGUCGUUGAAUGCUAUUGUCUUCUUCCACUACUGAAAUAACGUAACUUCUAGCGCGUUCCUAAUUUCGUUUAAACAAUAUUUAGACUGAGAAAAACGUAUUUCAAUUGCUCAAAAUAUUUCACACUUAAUUGUCACAUUAUCCUUCUUGGACAGGGGGGAAUGAAAAAGCGGCAGUAGUGGGGUUAACCAAACUAUCUCCCCAAUUGCUCUUGUUAAUUCACAUAGCAAAGGUCAGCAGGAUGUGAACGCAUCGCUUGUUCCCAGUUGUUGACAAGUCUGGAACAAGUUGUUAUCUUGUAAUAAGAUUGAGGAGGCCAACAGACUCGUAAGAAGUUAUUCCAACAAGUCUGAUAUCGUCUGCACGUAACAAGUUGUUAACAAUUUGAUGCCAACAAGCGCGUAUAGCAAUCUCAUACGAACAGCCUGUAUUAGUCUUGCUGGAACAAAUUGUAGCAAAUCUGUUACCGUCAUUAUUAAACUUGUAACACAGUGAUAACAAGUUGUUCAAGAUUAUCACACCUGAGAACAAGCAGUGCGAACACAUUCUGAUAUCGAUUUGACAACAACCUUAAGCAACUUUGUUUGCAUAUCUGUAAGACCUGUGCGUUUUUACGCGUGUAGACGAUUUUAUUCGUCAAGACAAAGGGCAUUAACAGCAGACUAUUUCUCAAUUAACAGCAAUACAGAAAAGACAAUCGUGAAAAGUGAAUUUUCCAUGCUUUACAAGGAAUAGACCUUAUGCAUAUAAUGACGUCACAAGACUUGAUGCCCGCGAGGAAUGCUGGUCUUAUUAGUCAACGACCGGAAAAAUUAAACAAUUCAAAAUGGCCACUAUUGAAAUUUUCCCGAGCAAUGACUACUAAGACCAACAUUCCUCGCGGGCAUCAAGCCUUGUGACGUCAUUAUGCAUAAGGUCUAUUACAAUUAUCUUUCUCUCUAUUUUCCUUAGGUGUUGGGAAGGUUGCUGCCUCAUUCCAUUCUGCGUGGAUGGUUUGA